AUUUCAUAGACUUCAGCCUUCACCAACCACACAUUUCCACAGUAAAAAAGAACUCAAAAAAGGCAACUUGAAAUUUAAAAUAACCUUAAUUUAAUCCUUCUAACACUUGGAAAUAUUAUACAUCUAUUUAGCCGACGAACCCAUUGUAUAAAUAGGUGUACCAUUGACACUAUCAACGAACACGAACCCAAGACAUAGUCACCCUGAGACCCUUUCACCACAAAAUGCUCUUCCUCCCACCUUCACCAACCACCUCCGCCACCAUAUAACUCCGAUAAUUAGUUCACCCAUCGAUCAUUUCAUCUUUUAUACAAAACUUCACGACCCUUUUCAAACAUUCAUCGAGUUAAUAACUAAAGAUGGAAGAAGCGAGAGCCAGGGGCUCAGUCAGGCGAAGUGUCAGCCGGACAAUUAGCAGGAACCGAAGUACGGCAAGAUGGGGUAUGGAAGACGUGUUUGCCGCCGGGAGUGGUGGCAGCUACAACCGGCGGUCUAGUCGGCACUCUGAGGAAGAUGAAGAGGCCCUCAGGUGGGCUGCGUUGGAAAAACUACCCACUUACGAUCGUUUAAGAACCACCAUCAUGAAGUCUUAUACAAACGAAGAUGAAAACCAACGUCAAAGGACUAGCAUCUUACAUAAAGAAAUAGAUGUACGAAAGCUUGAUCCAAACGAUAAACAGCAGUUUAUUGAUAGGAUUUUUAAGGUUGCGGAAGAAGAUAUUGAAAAGUUCUUGAGAAAGUUCAGAAAUCGUAUUGAUAAGGUUGGCAUCACGCUCCCAACCGUUGAAGUCCGGUUUGAACAUUUGACAAUCGAAGCUGAUUGUCACAUUGGAGACAGAGCACUUCCUUCAUUAGCAAAUGCUACUAGAAAUUUGAUUGAAUCGGGUUUGGGAUGCUUAGGGAUCGGUUUAGCUGAAAAAACUAAACUUACAAUUCUUAAAGAUGCAUCAGGGAUCAUAAAACCAUCAAGGAUGGCACUAUUGUUGGGCCCACCGUCAUCCGGGAAAACAACUCUUUUAUUAGCACUAGCCGGAAAGUUGGACCAUAGCUUAAAGGUUAAGGGAGAGAUUACAUACAAUGGGCAUAAACUUACUGAAUUUGUACCACGAAAGACAUCAGCAUACAUUAGUCAAAACGAUGUUCAUGUUGGAGAAAUGACAGUUAAAGAAACACUAGAUUUCUCUGCAAGGUGUCAAGGAGUCGGGUCACGUUAUGAGUUAUUAACCGAGCUUGCUAGGAGAGAAAAGGAAGCCGGGAUUUUCCCAGAAGCCGAAGUCGAUCUUUUCAUGAAGGCAACAUCAAUGGAAGGAGUUGAAAGUAGUUUAAUUACCGACUACACUCUUAGGAUUUUGGGGCUUGAUGUAUGCCGAGAUACCAUUGUUGGUGAUGAAAUGAUACGAGGGAUCUCUGGUGGUCAAAAGAAACGUGUCACAACAGGAGAGAUGAUUGUUGGGCCUACGAAGACACUUUUUAUGGACGAGAUAUCAACUGGGUUAGACAGUUCCACCACAUUCCAAAUUGUGAAAUGCCUCCAACAAAUUGUUCAUCUCACCGACGCCACUGUGUUAAUGUCCCUACUACAACCAGCACCAGAGACAUUUGAUCUGUUUGAUGACAUCAUAUUGCUCUCAGAAGGCCAAAUCGUAUAUCAAGGCCCAAGAGAACAUGUGGUUGAGUUUUUCGAAACAUGUGGAUUCAAAUGUCCAGAAAGAAAGGGGACCGCAGAUUUCUUGCAAGAGGUUACCUCAAGGAAGGAUCAAGAACAAUACUGGGUUGACAGAAACAAACCAUACAAAUACAUAUCAGUCACCGAAUUCACAAAACGAUUUCAACGAUUCCAUGUCGGACUUCGUCUCGAGAAUGAACUUUCAGUUCCAUUCGACAAAUCAAGAAGCCACAGAGCUGCAUUGGUAUACAAAAAAUACCUGGUUUCCAAAAUGGAUCUUCUAAAAGCUUCAUGGGACAAAGAAUGGCUCUUAAUCCAACGAAACUCAUUCGUCUACGUUUUCAAAACCGUUCAAAUCAUAAUCGUAGCUUUCAUUGGAUCAACAGUCUUCUUAAGGACUAGAAUGCACUCACGAAACGAACAAGAUGGUGCUGUUUACAUCGGUGCACUUUUGUUCAGUAUGCUUAUCAACAUGUUCAAUGGAUUUGCUGAAUUGUCACUCACGAUUCAAAGACUUCCGGUGUUUUAUAAGCAAAGGGAUUUGUUGUUUCAUCCGCCAUGGGCGUUUACUCUUCCGACCUUUCUGCUUCGUGUACCUAUAUCGCUUGUGGAGACGAUUGUUUGGAUGGUUGUUUCUUAUUACACCAUUGGAUUUGCCCCUGAAGCUAGCAGAUUCUUCAAGCAAUUCCUGUUGAUAUUUCUAGUCCAACAAAUGGCUGCUGGGAUCUUUAGGGUUAUUGCAGGGCUUUGUAGAACCAUGAUCAUUGCUAACACCGGUGGAGCUCUCACUCUUCUACUUGUCUUUCUUCUCGGUGGUUUCAUCCUUCCUAAAGGUCAAAUCCCGGAUUGGUGGGGAUGGGGUUAUUGGGUUUCACCCAUUACGUAUGCUUACAAUGCGAUCGCAGUGAAUGAGAUGUUUUCUAAUAGGUGGAUGAAUAAAUUUGCUUCCGACAAUGUAACAAGAUUGGGUUUACAAAUUUUGAAAAACUUCGAUGUUCCUAGACAAAGCAACUGGUAUUGGAUUGGGACAGCUGCCCUUGUGGGUUUCACAAUUCUCCUAAACGUGUUGUUCACUUUAGCUCUCAUGUAUCUCGAUGCCCCUGGGAAACGACAAGCAAUAAUAUCGAAAGAAACAGCAGCCGAAAUGGAAGCAAACCAAGAAGAAAAUACCGAAAUACCAAGACUGAGGGUAAAUCCGUCAAAAAGAGAUACACUUCCUCAAUCUUUAUCAGCUGCUGAUGGAAACAACACAAGGGAAGUAGCUAUGCAACGUAUGAGCGAUCCAAGUCAUGCCCAUGGAAUAAAAAGAGAACAAGAUUUAUAUAUCGAAACUGCAACCGGUGUAUCCCCUAAAAAAGGAAUGGUUUUACCCUUCACUCCUCUCGCCAUGUCAUUCGACAGUGUCAACUAUUAUGUCGAUAUGCCAGCUGAAAUGAAGGAACAAGGGGUGACAGAAGAUAGGUUACAAUUACUUCGAGGUGUAACGGGUGCAUUUAGGCCUGGAAUCUUGACUGCAUUGAUGGGAGUAAGUGGAGCUGGAAAAACAACAUUAAUGGAUGUUUUAGCAGGAAGGAAAACUGGUGGUUAUAUCGAAGGUGAUAUAAAAAUAUCCGGAUACCCAAAAAAUCAACAAACUUUUGCAAGAAUUUCUGGAUAUUGUGAACAAACUGAUAUCCAUACACCCCAAAUCACAAUUCGUGAAUCUUUAAUCUACUCGGCUUUCCUCCGUCUCCCCAAAGAAGUUAGCAAUGAAGAAAAAAUGACUUUUGUGGACCAAGUGAUGGAGUUAGUUGAGUUAGAUAAUCUGAAAGAUGCAAUAGUGGGACUUCCAGGAGUUACUGGUUUAUCAACAGAACAAAGAAAGAGGCUUACAAUUGCAGUUGAACUUGUUGCAAAUCCUUCAAUUAUUUUCAUGGAUGAACCAACUUCUGGGCUUGAUGCAAGAGCAGCUGCCAUUGUUAUGAGAACUGUAAGAAACACUGUGGAUACUGGAAGAACCGUUGUUUGCACUAUUCAUCAACCUAGCAUUGAUAUCUUUGAAGCAUUUGAUGAGUUGCUACUAAUGAAACGAGGAGGUCAAGUGAUCUAUGGGGGACCAUUGGGCAGGAACUCACAGAAAAUUGUUGAAUAUUUUGAGGCAAUUCCAGGGGUACCAAAAAUAGCAGAGAAGUACAAUCCAGCAACAUGGAUGUUGGAAGUAAGUUCUAUUGCUGCAGAGGUUAGACUUGGAAUGGAUUUUGCUGAACACUACAGGAAUUCAGCUUUGCAUGAAAGGAACAAAGGUUUGGUUGAGGAGUUGAGUAUACCUCCUUCAGCUUGUGCACUCAUGGUGGGAACUAUUUUUUGGAAAAUCGGGAAAAAAAGAGACAGUAGUAGUGAUCUGACAACAAUCAUUGGAGCAAUGUAUGCUGCUGUUCUUUUUGUGGGAAUCAACAACUGUUCAACGGUUCAACCAAUCGUAGCAACAGAAAGAACCGUAUUUUAUCGCGAAACAGCUGCUGGAAUGUACUCCGCAUUACCAUACGCCAUGGCACAGGUGUUUGUGGAGAUACCGUAUGUAUUUGUUCAAACAACAUACUACACUCUCAUAGUGUACGCUAUGGUGUCAUUCGAAUGGACUGCAGCUAAAUUCUUUUGGUUCUUUUUCAUAAACUUCUUUUCGUUCCUUUACUUCACGUACUAUGGAAUGAUGACUGUUUCCAUUACACCAAACCACCAAGUCGCAGCUAUAUUUGCAGCCGCUUUCUACUCUCUUUUCAAUCUUUUCUCCGGUUUCUUCAUUCCAAGACCCAGGAUACCCAAGUGGUGGAUAUGGUACUACUGGAUUUGCCCGUUGGCAUGGACUGUAUACGGUGCGAUUGUGUCACAAUACGGUGAUGUGGAGGCGACUAUUAAUGUGCCCGGGAUGUCAUUUGAUCCUAGAAUUAAAGAUUACGUGAAAGACAAUUAUGGUUAUGACCCGAAUUUCAUGGCACCCGUUGCUAUAGUUUUGGUUGCUUUUGCGGCCUUUUUUGCUUUUAUGUAUGCAUAUUGCUUGAAGACACUAAACUUCCAAAUGAGGUAGUUAGGUCACAACUUGUAAAAUAUAGGCACAUGUUAUUGAGCCAUUUGAAAUUGGUGACAACUGGAUAUAGGGUAUUAGAUUUAUAAUGUAUGGAGAGGUUUUGGGAUGUAUUUUGUAAUUGUAUAUGUUCAAAGAUAUUGUAAUGAAAGUAUGAAAAUGUUCAUCCAUCUUGCAGGCUAACUUUAUUGCAUGAAACAUUAAAUUUAAUAGAAUGAAAGCAUUUGCAAC
Messenger RNA from Lactuca saligna, 4958 nucleotides. The record is from the annotation of a GenBank genome assembly. NCBI's taxonomy places the organism in Eukaryota, Viridiplantae, Streptophyta, Magnoliopsida, Asterales, Asteraceae.